GGUCAUCGAGCAACGUUUCUGAUUGUAUGAAACUUCAUGACCGUCUCGUGAGUGUUCUGUCCUCCGUCAUUGUCGUCUUCAUUGCUUGUGCAUUCGUGCUAAUGGGAACCGAGAAGCAGGUUCGACCCUACAUCCAUACACCGAUCGCCAGAGCCGUCUACGAGCGAUUGAUGAAAGAACGGGAGUUUGAGGAAAUCGAUCGGGACGAAUGGUAUCGCUUGAAUUUGGAUGCGAUACUUAGCGAAGACGUACGGUCGAAAUUCAUUCAGAUGAAAUGGGAUGUCGACACUCAAAAGUUCGUUGAUCAGAGCUCAGAAAAAAGCUCCUGGAUCGGAACUCAGCUGUGGCACGCUCUCGUGACUUUCGUGGCCGGAUGGAAAGCCUCAAAAACUUCCCUGAACGGAUGGCUGAACCGCGGAUCGAUGUUCGUCUUCUCCGAGAGCCAAUUCCUGAGACUGACCGGAUGGAAAGAAGACCACCGCAGCGACUCGCUAUUGGAUCUCGGGGCCGGAGACGGUAAUGUCACCGCUCGCUUCAGCCGGUUUUUUGGGGAAGUCUUCGUAACGGAAGUUUCGUCCGUGAUGCGCAAGGUGCUCGUGAGCCGGGGCUAUCAGCUGAAAGAUGUCGGCCAGUGGGACUCCGAAGACGAUCCUCAGAAGUAUUCGAUGAUUUCGGCUCUCAACCUGCUUGACAGGUGCGACGCGCCGAUCUCUCUCUUGAAACAGAUUCCCAAGAAACUAGCCAAGAACGGAUUCGUUCUAAUAGCACUGGUAUUGCCUCUCAACCAGUAUGUGGAAAAUAAUGCGCCAACAUUUGCUCCUUCUGAAAUUAUCGGAGUGCGUGGCAGAACAACGGAGGAACAAGUCGAUUCGCUCGUCGAAUGCGUUUUAGAGCCUCUCGGAUACAAGCUCAAAUCGUGGACGCGGCUUCCUUACCUGUGUGAAGGCGAUCUGCAUCAACCGUAUUAUUGGAUGCAUGAUAUCGUCCUUCUGCUACAACACGAGAGCGCCAUGAUCGAUGAGGCUUAGACAUGAUGUCUCGAAACUAUGUGUCAAAAUCCAAACUUAUUGUGUUGUGCACUUUCCAAUGAGCCGAUUCAAAUUUGUCGUGUACAGAAUGAUGAUGAUGAUGUCAGUCGAAGGAGCGUCUCAUGCAUAUUUCAAAGUGUAUUUAUUGUGCGAGAAAGCCAAAGAAAAUUUAAGAUGUACUUAAUUCUGAGGCUGAAUUCAAGAAUAAAGUCC
Molecule: messenger RNA, 1241 nt
Organism: Galendromus occidentalis (western predatory mite)
Lineage: Eukaryota; Metazoa; Arthropoda; Arachnida; Mesostigmata; Phytoseiidae
Product: methyltransferase-like protein 9
Exons: 1
Coding region: 27-1028 (333 amino acids)
Molecular function (GO): protein-L-histidine N-pros-methyltransferase activity
Source: RefSeq, a predicted model, not a curated record